AUGGCGAUAUCAGACGAGGCUGUUUUAGAAUUUAUGUUCAAUCCAGAGAGUCAAGGAUUAUCUCUAGAUGCCAUUGCCAAUACUGUAGAUGAGAAACCAAAAUACAAUAUACCCGCUGAAAAAUUAGCACAAUUGCAAACACUAGAAAAAGAAGCUGUCAAAAUUGCCGAAACAGAUAGCGGAAAAGCUUUGGAAUUACUUAAUGAGUGUAUAUCAAUGGAAGACAAAUAUGCCUCAGCUUAUAAUAAUAGAGCACAAGUUUAUCGACUACAAGAACAGCUAGGAAAAGCGCUCGCAGAUUUAGAUUAUGUUAUCAGUGAUAUUGGCGAAGGGCAACCUAAAGUGUUAAGACAAGCAUAUACUCAAAGAGCAAUAAUUAAACGGCAACAAGGUGAUCUAGUAGGGUCAAAAGAGGAUUUUCAAGCGGGUGCAAGGUUAGGUAACCCCAUCGCAAGAAAUAUUGCCGUUAAUGAAAACCCUUACGCAAAGUUAUGUAAUCAGGUGAUGAUGGAGGUGAUGAGCCGUGAAACAAACCUCACAAAGGAGACUUAG
Messenger RNA from Mycotypha africana, 552 nucleotides. RefSeq lists its product as uncharacterized. The transcript is spliced from 4 exons. Gene Ontology annotation, biological process: cilium assembly. The record is from RefSeq and is a predicted model, not a curated record. NCBI's taxonomy places the organism in Eukaryota, Fungi, Mucoromycota, Mucoromycetes, Mucorales, Mycotyphaceae. Gene Ontology annotation, molecular function: protein binding. The coding region runs from base 1 to 552 and encodes 183 amino acids.